GAAAAAAGCAGUAAGCAAGCAGUUGUAGCUUUGCUAAUCUUGCAGGUUAUCAUAGUAAUGUCAGAAGACACGUAGCAUUGAGUUUUCCUUCUGUGACUCUUGGAUGUGUGUCAGAUGUCCGGGUUUCAGGAUCUUAGAGAUUUCAGACGGCGGCUGCUCGCUGCGGUUAUCAGAGAUAUAUCAGAAACAACAUGUGGAUACGACAAAGAAAAGUGCUGGAUGUGAUUUUAACACCUGAAAUCAAGCUGCAGAGAGCAGGCCCCACCUCCACAGUGGAGACAGAUCUUUACAAUCACUGCCCAGAUGUGAUUUGUGUCGUUCGUGAACAAUUCGUUUGAAAAGACCGAAUCUUAUGGUUGAGCGAACUGAACCGAAUCACCGACUGAAAAGACUGUUGGUGAGUAAAGAAGAGCUUCCUCCUGAGCAGUAGGAGUGGAGCCACAUUCUGGACCAGGAGGACCCUGAGCCCCCACACAUCAGAAGAACAGGAGAACCUGUGGAUCAGUCAGGAGGAAGAACAGCUUCAAGGACUGGAGGAGGCUGAUACCACCAUGUUCCCAUUCAGUCCUGUCUCUGUAAAGAGUGAAGAUGAUGAAGAGAAACCUCAGUCCUCACAGCUUCAUCAGAGACAAACUGAACAGAUGGAAACAGGAGUUGAUGGAGAGGACUGUGGAGGAGCAGAACCAGAGAGGGACUCAGAUCCAGAGAGAUAUUUACAACCAGAGACAGAGGUCAAGAUUGAAGAAUCUUCAGAACCAGAGACUGAUGACAGUGAUGAUUGGACAGAGAGGAUAGAUAAUCAGCCAGGGAUAAACUCCACCAAGAGACUGAAGUCUGAUAAUAAAUCACAUAGCUGCUCUGAGUGUAGUAAAUAUUUUAAAAAUAAAAGGAAUCUUACCAGACACAUGAGAAUUCACACAGGAGAGAAACCCUUCAGCUGCUCUUUUUGCAGUAAAGGAUUUAACCAAGAAGGGCAUCUGUCCAAACACAUGCCGGUUCACACAGGACAGAAACCUUUUAUCUGCACUUUCUGCAGUAAAACAUUUAAACAUAAUUCAAGCCUGACGCUUCACAUAACACAUCAUAGAGGGGAUAAACCCUUCAGCUGCUCUGUUUGUGCCCAAGGAUUCUCUUGGCGUACACAGUUAAGAAGACACAAGUGUGUUGAAGCUUUGGAGCGUCUUCAAAACCAAACUGAGGAGAACAGAGAGGCAGAAACAGGAGCUGAUGGAGAGGACUGUGGAGGAGCAGAACCAGAGAGGGACUCAGAUCCAGAGAGACAUUUACAACCAGAGAUUGAGGUCAAGACUGAAGACUCUUCUGAACCUGAGACUGAUGACAGGGAUAAUGAUUGGAAGGAGCCCAGAGAACAUCAGUCAGGUUUAGACUCUGUGGGAUACUUGAAAAAGAGACUGAAGAUUGAUAAGAAAUCAAAUAGCUGCAAUGAGUGUGGUAAAAUAUUUAAAAAUAAACGGGAUCUGACCCAACACAUUAGGAUUCACACUAGAGAGAAACCCUUCAGCUGCUCUGACUGUGGUAGAAGAUUCAACUAUAAGCCUACACUUAAAUUUCACACUGCACAUCACAGAGGGGAUAAACCCUUCAGCUGCUCUGUUUGUGACAGAAGAUUCUGUUGGCCCUCUCAGUUAAAAUCACACAAGUGUGUUGGAGGUCAGGCUCCAGAGCUUCAUCAAAACCAAACUGAGGAGAAAAGAGAUGCAGAAACUGGAGCUGAUGGAGAGGACUGUGGAGGACCAGAACCAGAGAGGAACUCGGAUCCAGAGAGACAUUUACAACCGGAGAUUGAGGUCAAGACUGAAGACUCUUCAGAACCCGAUGACUGUGUUCACGGUGUUUUUUUGAAUGAGACUAUAGUACUCCCAUCAGAUUUACACUCUGAGGAAAAUAUUAAAGACCAGAGGCCACUGACUGAUAAGAAACCACAUAGCUGCUCUGAUUGUGAUAAAACAUUCCAAAAAAAAUAUUAUCUGACCAGGCACAUAAGAAUUCACAGAGGAGAUAAACCCUUCAGCUGCUCUGACUGUGAUAAAAGGUUUAACCAAAAAGAGCAUCUGACCAGGCACAUGUUUGUUCACAGUAAAGCAAAACCUUUCAUCUGCUCUAUUUGCUAUAAAAGAUUUAACCAAAAGUCUAGUUUGACACGUCAUAGAAAACUCCACUGGGGAGAGAAACUCCACUGCUGCAGUGCAUGUGGCCAAAAUUUUUCCUGGUAUUAUCAGUUAAAGAAACACAAGUGUGUUGGAGGUCAGGCUUUAGAGUUUAAUCAAAACAAAACUGAGGAUAAAAGAGAGGCAGAAACAGGAGCUGGUGGAGGAGCAGAACCAGAGAGACGUUUACAACCAGAGAUUGAGGUCAAGAUUGAAGAAUCUUCUGAAGCUGAGACUCAGGACAGUUAUGAUUGGAUGGAAAUCAGUGAACAUCUUUCAGGUUUAAACUCUGUGAAAAACAUUAAAAAUAAUAGACCCAAGAAUGAAAAGAAGUCACAUAGCUGCUCUGAGUGUGGUAAAACAUUCAAAAAGAAUAGAGAUCUGACCCAGCAUAUAAGAAUUCACACAGGAGAGAAACCUUUCAGCUGCUCUGACUGUGGUAAAAGGUUUAAUCAUAAAUGGAAUUUGACUACCCACAUAUUAGUUCACACAGGAGAAAAACCCUUUAACUGUUCUGUUUGCAGUAAAAGAUUUAAACAUAAGUCUAGUCUGACACUUCACAUGGCACAUCACAGAGGAGAGAAACCCUACAGCUGCUGCAUCUGUAUCCAAAGUUUUUCAUGGCUUAAACAGUUAAAGACACACAAGUGUGUUGGAGGUCAAGUGUCAGUGUUUCAUCAAAACCAAACUGAGGAGAAAAGAGAGGCAGAAAUAGGAGUUGAUGGAGAGGACUGUGGAGGAGCAGAACCAGAGAGGGACUCAGAUCCAGAGAGACAUUUACAACCAGAGACUGAGGUCAAGAUUGAAGACUCUUGGCGAGCUGGUUUAGCUCAGUUGGAAGAGCAGGUCCCCCUUGUACAGAGGUCACAGUCCCUAAUGCAAGUUCAACUCCCAGUUCUGAUGCUAUUUGGUGCCUGUCAUCCCCCAAUCUCUGUCCCAACAGUUCCCGUAUCCCUCAAGCUGUCCCAUCUAACAAUGGCAAGAAGUCCAAAAUUUAAAAAAAGUGAAAAGACUGAAGAUUCUACUGAACCAGGGAGUGAAAACAGUGGUAAUUGGCAAGAGACAGCUGGAUAUCAGUCAGGUGUAAACUCUGUGAAAUGCAUUACAAAUAAGAGACUGAAGACUCAUAAAAAAUCGCAUAGCUGCUCUGAGUGCCAAAAAACAUUCAAAACAAGACAAGAUCUGACCAGACACAUUCAAAUUCAUACAGGAGAGAAACCCUUCAGCUGCUCUAUUUGCGGUAAAAGAUUUUACCAAAAAUGGAAUCUGACCUCACACAUGCUAGUUCACACAGGAGAAAAACCCUUUAGCUGCUCUGUUUGCAGUAAAAGAUUUAUCUUAAAAGGAAAUCUUACCAAACACAUGAUUAUUCACACAGGGGAGAAACCCUUUAGCUGUUCUGAGUGUGGUAAAAGAUUUUACCAACAAGGAAAUCUGACUUCACACAUGCUUAUUCAUAUGGGAGUGAAACCCUUCAGCUGCUCUGAGUGUGGGAAAGAAUUUCGAGGGAAAGGGAAUCUGAACAGACACAUUAAAGCUCACACUGGGGAGAAAGCCUGACUUGUCACAGAGGAGAGAAACCCUGCAGGUGUAUUCAUGACCAAAGAUUCUCUUGGCCAAGUGUUAUAUAAAAAAGUGGAGCUGAUCGAGAGGACUUUGGUGGACCAGAACAAGCCUUGAACUCGGAUCUAGAGAGACAUUUACAACCAGAGACUGAGGUCAAGAUGCAACACUUCAACGCAACCCUCAGCUGCUCUGAGAAUGGUAAUAAACAUAGCUGGAGUUCCCAUCUGAAGAGACACAAAAACUUACACAGGAGAGAAACCAUUUAGUGUCUGUUUGCUGGGAACAAUUACUUUAAUAUACAAUACUUAAAUAAAGAUUAAUUUUCAUUCAUUUCCUUUCUACUACCAAUCGUUAUAACUAGUAAUUAGUACUAGUUGGUAUUGGUUUCAAAAUAUAUUAUAGUAGCAGAAAAACUUUGAUCACUGAUUGUAUUAACUGUAGCUAAUUUCACACUCUGCCAGAACCACAGUGUUUCUGGCAGAAACACUCGUUGCACAAUAACUUAGAUGACAUCUGUUAUUUUUAUUUUUAUUUAUUUUGGGCUUUUCGUGCCUUUAAAUGCAGAGAGAGGACGGUGGAUAGAGUUGGA
This is a messenger RNA of Labrus bergylta (ballan wrasse), 4323 nucleotides long. RefSeq names its product zinc finger protein 107-like. The record is from RefSeq and is a predicted model, not a curated record. Gene Ontology annotation, biological process: regulation of transcription by RNA polymerase II. Gene Ontology annotation, cellular component: nucleus. Gene Ontology annotation, molecular function: DNA-binding transcription factor activity, RNA polymerase II-specific; RNA polymerase II transcription regulatory region sequence-specific DNA binding. Lineage: Eukaryota; Metazoa; Chordata; Actinopteri; Labriformes; Labridae.